UGGCAUGCCUGGCACAGACGUGAGGAAUCUGGUGGCUGGCUUCAGGGUCUGUAGAACCCUCUCUGUCCUGUGGUUCCCAAACAGAGCCUCAGCCCUUCCAAAAAUGGCCUGGAGACAGCUCUUUCUGGCCUCCUGUCUCUCAGCUGCUGUGCUCCUGACCAUGCUGCAGGAGGGGACUGGUGCAUCAGUAGUUACCUGGCAGAUGGCAAGACAAGAUGCCCAGGAAGAUGUGGAACAGAAGAUCUUCAUGCAGGAAUCAGAUGCCUCCAAUUUCCUCAAGAAGAGGGGCAAGCGGUCCCCCAAAUCCCGAGACGAGGCCAACGCAGAGAACAGGCAGAAGCUGUGGGCCGACGAGCUGCGGAGAGAAUAUUACGAGGAACGAAGGAACAAGUUUGAGAACUUCGUGGAGGAGCAAAAUGAUGAACAAGAAGAGAGAAGCCGGGAAGCUAUUGAGCAAUGGCGCCAGUGGCAUUAUGAUGGCUUGUACCCAUCAUAUCUCUAUAACCGCCACCACAUCUGACCUCAUCGUGACAGACCACGGUGGAGCCUGAAACUCACAUACCCACCCCAGGUGUUUGAACAACACUUCCAUGUGAACAGGCCCCUUCAAAGGGUCUCAACUUGGCGCCUGCUGUGGUAAACACACAUGCCUUUUGCUCUGAUGGAUUAAGAUACCCUCGCUUUUGCUUCUUUGCAGAUGAUUUUCAGAGGUGGGCUAACACCUGUGGGGCUUCCUAGCACCAAACCCACAGUGACUUCCCCUUACUUAGCCAUUGUUCCCACGGUAAGACUCCUGUCCUGUAGAACAAUGCAAAGGAUCGCAGUAAAGAGAAAAGAUGACGUUUGCUUACAGCUUAGAAAUAAAAGUGCUGAGUCGUCGCUGUGUAUCAUCUUGUGAAAUCUCAAACCGAGUCAUGCCAACUUGUCUCCCUGAGCCUGAAUGACCCAUUACUCUCACUGACUUAGGGAUUUGAAAGCCUGAACUCAAGGGAUAUUGCUCAUGAUUUUCUCAGCCUGUCUCAGCAAGUCACACAAGUGAAAGAGAAAUGUUAACACAAUUGUUUAGGUUAAGACCAUUCUCCAGGACUGUUACUGAGCCCAGAUGCUUCUUCACAUCUCUGAGGAGUCUCAGGGUUCAACUGUGGUUUCUUAACGACAUUGAAUCAAAAGGGAGGG
Messenger RNA from Lontra canadensis (Northern American river otter), 1176 nucleotides. RefSeq names its product upper zone of growth plate and cartilage matrix associated (gene UCMA). Bases 5 to 520 code for a protein of 171 amino acids. The transcript is spliced from 5 exons. Gene Ontology annotation, biological process: embryonic skeletal system development; regulation of osteoblast differentiation. The record is from RefSeq and is a predicted model, not a curated record. Lineage: Eukaryota; Metazoa; Chordata; Mammalia; Carnivora; Mustelidae. Gene Ontology annotation, cellular component: extracellular matrix.